Aspergillus homomorphus CBS 101889 is the source of this 1749-nucleotide messenger RNA. RefSeq names its product Zn(II)2Cys6 transcription factor domain-containing protein. The transcript has 5 exons. The record is from RefSeq and is a predicted model, not a curated record. Lineage: Eukaryota; Fungi; Ascomycota; Eurotiomycetes; Eurotiales; Aspergillaceae. Gene Ontology annotation, molecular function: zinc ion binding; DNA-binding transcription factor activity, RNA polymerase II-specific. Gene Ontology annotation, biological process: regulation of DNA-templated transcription. Bases 1 to 1749 code for a protein of 582 amino acids.
AUGGCUUCGCAAGUGCGACAGAGAGUAUAUAGGACACGGACCAAGUCGGGAUGUUUGACAUGCAAGAAGCGACGAAUCAAAUGCGAUGAAACUAGGCCGAGCUGCUCGAGGUGCACUUCAACAGGUCGCAAGUGCGACGGCUACGAUACAAACGCCCUUCCCUUGGCGAGCAUCUACCUCCCGCGCCCUUCUCUGUCUCUCGCAACUUUCACUUAUGCGACAAGCGAGCGCGAGAUCCGAUCGUUCCAGUUCUUCUACGAGAAGACCGUGUUCUCCCUAGCGGGCUACUGUGGCUCGGAACUCUGGAGCCGAUCUGUAUUACAGGUCAGCCAACACGCGAAGCCCGUUUGGCAUGCGCUCGUCGCCUUGGGUGCGUUGCAUGAGAACUUCGAGAAUGACCGGCAGAUUCCCGGCUUCUGGUUCAGCCGGGCAGGACACGAUACGUUCGCCUUGAAGGCAUACCUCGCGGCAAUCAGAGCGCUUUUGGGCCCCUCUAAUCCAAGUAGCAGCUCAUCGCUGCAGGUGGUCGGUAGCCAGGAUGGCAGGCUCACGGUGGAUGUGUGUCUCAUCUCCUGCGUCCUGUUCGUUUGCUUUGAGAUCAUGUCCAGCCAUUACAUCGCAGCGGUCAAUCAUAUUCGCCAUGGGGUGAAGAUACUCAGCGAGGUCACCUAUGAUCCAGGCACUGGGACAUAUCGCCAUCCCUUUCUGAGGCCGUCCACUGUGCCGAGCCUUGAGAUCGAGAAUCUUCGGAUGCUGCUCGUCAGAUUGCACGGGCAGGCCUUUACCUUGACACGGGCCGAGGAAGACGGCCCAUCGUCCACUGCGCCGCACUUGACCUGUUCUGCAUCCGUCGACAUUCCACCGUGUUUUUCUUCCCUUGCAGAAGCGCGCGACAUAUAUGAGCAUUACAAUGGCUUGUUCAGACACGAAUUUCAUUCUAUAUCAGAUGCUAUAGCGAGGCAUGGGAUUGCAGAAGAUCCUGGGUUGCUGGUACAGCGUUAUGCAGGAUUGCUGGGAAGAUGGUCUAUGGCCUUAGACUGCUUCGAGCAAGCCCGCGGCCCUUCCUUGACCACGAAGGAACAGACGGGGUUGAAGAUCUUACAAAUCCACCGACUCGAGCACAGUCUACUCCUGGAGCAAUACCGGUCUGGCUCAGCGGAGUCAACCGUGUGGGAUAGAUAUAAUCCCAUCUUUAAGAAAAUUACCUCUUUGGCUGCCUCCGUGGUGGAACUUUCGCGCAGUCUUGGCUCUCCGUCUGUGUCACCGAACCCGUUACUCAGCUCUCUGCAGCAACGACCGACUCUGAGUCCUAGUUUCUCGCUCGACUUGGGGAUUAUUGGCCCCCUGUACGAUGUUGCCACCCUCUGUCGUGACCCGGUGAUCCGCCGUGAGGCCGUGAAUGUUCUGCGGUCGGCAUCUCGUCAGGAAGGUGUGUUCAAUAGCUAUGUUUGCGCAGUUGUUGCGGAUAAAGUCAUCUCCUUGGAAGAAAAGGUCGCACUUGAGGAAGGUCUAGAAUAUGGUCCUGAUUCUGCCGCUGUUGCGCAGCUUAUCUCGGAUGCUGGAGCCGGCCAGCACGGAAGGAUCUCUCGGUGCUCGGAGGUGCCUGAGAAAGCACGACUGACGUAUGCAUACCCGGAAUUUGAUACUAUUGGGAGGAGGGUCUUCUUAACAAUUGGUCAGGAUAGCAGGGUGCACACGAAUAUUCCUCUGCUGGCCAUGUCCGCAGUGCUGUACACCGAAGAUCGAUGA